AUGUAUACUUAUGGCUGGCAACGGGCGGAAACACUUGGUGCCUUGGUCAACGGGGUAUUUUUGGUCGCCCUAUGCAUGUCGAUCUUCUUAGAGGCGACUCAGCGAUUGGUGGAGCCGCAGGAGGUGCAGAACCCCAAGUUGGUCUGCAUUGUUGGUUGCUUUGGCCUUCUUUCAAACAUCCUGGGCUUAGCCCUCUUUCACGACCACGGCCAUGCGCAUGGCCAUUCUCACGGACAUGAUCACGGUCACGCCCAUGAUGAAGAUAUCGAAUCGGGUCACGCCGAUCAUGAGCACAGCCAUUCGGUGGUCACUGAUCACCAUAUCAAUGGCCACAACCACCCCGAUGCUCCCUUGCAACAUAGCAUUCCGCACCCCGCCACUGACCCCGCUUCGCCGUCUCGGAAGCGCCGCGUGGCAGACUCCCAAAGCCGUACCUCGAGACGAUACAGCACCUCCGGCUUGGCGAGCGUCGAGGACAUCUACGUGCAUCCCGCUACUAUGCGACAGGAUAUCAUUGCCGCCAGCCGGGGCUCCUUUGGCAAUGCAGACUCGUCCGACUCGGACACCCGAGACGACGAAACCCCAACUGAACACUCCGGCCUCCUCCGCCAUCGCGACCGCGCCUCCAAUUACACCGAUGAGGAUGCCGGUCCGUUGAUGGCGCCAGGCCCUGUUGAGGAUGACUUGCACAAGCACCACAAUCACGCCCAACCUAAGCCUAAGGGCCAAAAGGGUGGUCACAAUCACGACCUAAACAUGCGUGGAGUCUUCCUACACGUUAUGGGUGAUGCUCUUGGCAAUAUCGGUGUGAUCGCCUCCGCGUUGGUAAUCUGGUUGACCGAUUAUGAUUGGCGUUUCUACGUGGACCCGGGUAUUUCCCUGGUCAUCACCCUCAUCAUUCUUGCCUCUGCGAUUCCUCUUUGCAAGGCCGCGUCGCGAAUCCUGCUGCAGGCUGUGCCCGCGGGCCUUAGCAUUGACCACAUCAAGGAAGACAUUGAAGGACUUCCAGGUGUCAUUGGCUCUCACCAUCUUCACGUGUGGCAGCUGAGCGAUACGAAGGUCGUAGCCUCUAUUCACAUCCAGGUGGACACGGAAAUCAAGGGCGAGGGGUCGGAGAGAUAUAUGCGUCUCGCCCGUCAAGUUCGACGAUGUCUCCAUGCCUACGGCAUCCACUCCUCAACCAUUCAGCCAGAGUUUGCCCCCGACAGCGAUACUGAAGAGGGACAGAACUUGACCCAGGCAUCCUCGUCUCGACCGGGCGCUGAUGAUGCGAACCACAGCCAAGCCGCUAGCUUGCGGGAUGGUGACUCUCAAGCCUGUCUCCUUGAGUGCGACGACAAUUGCGCCCAGGGUGGCCAAUGCUGCCCACCAAAGUGA
Messenger RNA from Penicillium odoratum, 1377 nucleotides. RefSeq names its product cation diffusion facilitator family transporter. Gene Ontology annotation, cellular component: membrane. NCBI's taxonomy places the organism in Eukaryota, Fungi, Ascomycota, Eurotiomycetes, Eurotiales, Aspergillaceae. Gene Ontology annotation, biological process: intracellular zinc ion homeostasis; zinc ion transmembrane transport. The transcript is spliced from 2 exons. Gene Ontology annotation, molecular function: zinc ion transmembrane transporter activity. The coding region runs from base 1 to 1377 and encodes 458 amino acids. The record is from RefSeq and is a predicted model, not a curated record.